Molecule: messenger RNA, 3988 nt
Organism: Epinephelus moara (kelp grouper)
Lineage: Eukaryota; Metazoa; Chordata; Actinopteri; Perciformes; Serranidae
Gene: hunk
Product: hormonally up-regulated Neu-associated kinase
Exons: 9
Coding region: 455-2512 (685 amino acids)
Biological process (GO): protein phosphorylation; intracellular signal transduction
Cellular component (GO): cytoplasm
Molecular function (GO): protein serine/threonine kinase activity; ATP binding
Source: RefSeq, a predicted model, not a curated record
AGUCAGUUCAAACUGAAAACACGCUGCCUGCACGCAGACUAUUCAGGAGACGUUCAUGUGUGGAGCAGGGACGCUGAUUAAGAGCCUACCUCUGAAUGAGCUACAGAUUUUUUUAAACCCUCACAAGUAUUAAGCCAGGUUGCGUCAGUUAAUAACUUUCCAUGAUUGAGUCUGACAUAUUUUUUUUCGACUGUGUCAUUUCAGUGUAAGCCGAUACACUAAUCAAGACUUGUCUCGGAACCUGCUGAGUGCGCUCACUGGAUGCUUUGGGCGAGCAGGUGGCGCAAGCUGCGGUUCCCUUAAUUUGUUAUUAGGGGCAAGACGCAGGCAGACCGGAGUUAACGCACCUUACUGGACGUUAAGCAUUUAAUACCCGACUUGAAGGUGGGUGAGGGGACGAGCUGCGUAAUUUUUCUCCCUUGUUUAAAAGGGAACAUUUGACAAGGGAGCUGUGAUGCCAGUUGCAGACAGCGACAUGGUAGUAGACAACAGCCACGGGUUAUAUGAGGGUAAAACCCCAAGUAGUGCCGGGAAUGACAACAUCCUCCCGGCUUCAUGCAGUCCUGCAGCGGACAUCCUCAAGAACUUUUACCACACCAAGCGGGUCGGGAACUAUCUGAUUGGGAGGAAGCUGGGAGAAGGAUCGUUCGCCAAAGUUAGAGAAGGUCUCCACGCCUUGACUGGAGAGAAGGUGGCGGUGAAGGUGAUCGACAAGCGGAAGGCCAAGAAGGACUCAUAUGUGACCAAGAACCUGCGGAGGGAGGGCCACAUCCAGCAGAUGAUCCGCCACCCCAACAUCACGCAGCUGCUGGACAUCCUGGAGACAGAGAACAGCUACUACCUGGUGAUGGAGCUGUGUCCAGGGGGGAACCUCAUGAACCGCAUCUACGACAAGAAACGCCUAGAUGAGCGGGAGACUCAGAAGUACAUCAGGCAGUUGGUGCUGGCCGUCGAGCACCUGCACAGGGCGGGUGUGGUGCACAGGGAUCUCAAGAUAGAAAACCUCCUUUUGGAUGAGCAGGACAACAUAAAGCUCAUAGAUUUUGGCCUCAGUAACUGCGCAGGCAUCUUGGGAUACUCAGACCCUUUCAGCACCCAGUGUGGAAGUCCGGCUUAUGCCGCCCCAGAGCUGCUCUCCAGGAAGAAGUACGGGCCGAAGGUGGAUGUCUGGUCCAUUGGUGUGAACAUGUAUGCGAUGUUGACCGGGACUCUGCCGUUCACUGUGGAGCCCUUCAGUCUCCGAGCCCUGCACCAGAAAAUGGUGGACAAGGAGAUGAACCCUCUACCUCCCUCGCUCUCCACAGCUGCCAUCUGUCUUCUGAAGAAGCUUCUUGAGCCAGAUCCCAACAAACGUCCCAAUAUCCAUCAGGUGAUGGCUGAUUCCUGGCUACAGCUGGCCAACAAGAACACAGGGGCACCGUACCUUAACAGGAUCCACAUUGAGGAAAUAAACCACACAGUGUUGCUGCAUAUGACGGAGAAAAUGAGCUACAAGCACAGCGAGGUGCUGAGCGCUGUCCUCACUAACCGCGCCUGCCACACUCUGGCUGUCUACUUCCUCCUCAACAAGAAAAUGAAGAGACUCUCUAAAGAGUACAGGGAGAUGCAGUUCCAAGAAAAAAAGAAAGGUGAAAAGCAGAAGAGCGAAUACUUUCAGACGCAGUGGAGGAAGCACGUCGACAAGCUCACCAUCCCACCCAAGCAGACUCCUGUCUACCUUGCUGUUGCCAAGGGACCCAGCAAGGAGAAGAAACACAGAACAGGUCUAUUGCGUGCCAUAACUGGUGGCCAUCGUAACUCACCCCUGGCACCACCCGGCACUGUCGCCUCUUCCUCCAUGGAAUACCUGGAGAUCCAGCCUCUCUUUUCCAACACCCCGCAGCAACGGAGACGCUUGGCCACUCUCCCGCAAGUCAACACGAGCCCAGAACACAACAUACCUGCCCCACCGGCACCGUCACCAAUUGGCAUGCAUUCCUUCGGCUCCCUCUCCAAAGCCGAGCAAAUUGAAGACACCCCUGCCUCACCCUGGUACAAGCUGACCAACGGGACUCUUUCCCCGCCCCGCCACGUCUCUGCCUUCCAGCCCGACUCCUCUUACUUGAAGAAGGCCACAAUCCCCAGUCCUCCCGUCCUCAUCGUCAACCCGCAGCCCAAGAAAAGCAUCUCGUCAGACUGGGGCGGUUCUUCUGACACUAGCGGCAGCCCCCCGAGCACUGUAGGUAGCCCCCCAGGCAGCUCCGCUUUUAGCCCUCCGAAGUCCGCCUUCAGUCCCCUCAACCCCACCUCAGCAUUCAGUCCUCCCUCCAACAGCGGCAGCAGCGAUCCCGACAGCCCGACGCACCGCAGCAAGUUCCCCUCUAUGGGAAUAGGACAGAUCCUAAAGAAGAAGGUCCAGCUGCAGCCGUUCUCCUUUCGGCCUGAACAGGUCGUGGAGGAAGUGGUGUCCCCACCUCCCUACCCCAUGCAGACUCUCCUCUGCGCUUCAGGUGCACUCAAGACCCUCUGCUGAGGGGUACACGACAAAAAAAAUGAAAGAAAGACAGACUGAACUCAAGGCCCCUCUCAACAUUUUCUGUAAGUUGGAGAGGUCUUCCAGAGCGGCCUUCUGAACUGUGAACUGUCCCUUUAUUGAAACUGAGCCACUUUUCACGACAAAAAAAAAAGAAACAAAAGAUUUGGGUGAUAAAAUAUUGUCUCUCUUGUUACCACUCUCAUUAUGUAAUAAGAGGUGGUGACGCAGAGAGGAUGAGAUUUGAGCAAUGACUAAACCUUGCCGUGGCCUAGAUACGGAGUGGACAUAGGACAUCACGUAACAGACACACACACACACAUGCACACACAUUAAACACUGUAUUAUAGACUGAGUUAAGAGAUACUCUCUUAUGUAAUAUUGCUGUAACUGGUUACUAAUUGAGCCGCAGACUGAUUCACACCAGCUAACAGACCCCAACUCUUACCCGAACCCUAACUACGUGUAUAAAUGUUUUGUCUCUGUGAAAACACUCUCGAAAGAUACCCACUGACUUCCAGCCAGCUGGCACUGUAUCCUCACUGCUGACUGGAUGAAGAAGCUCACUGCACUAUUCUUAAAUACCAAAACCUGUAGUAACAACAGUGUUUACCAUCUCUUACCUCACUGCAUUAUUCAUACAUUAAUGUUUAGAACAGCAGUCGAUUGUGACAUGCUUGUGUGGAUUUUGCCACAGUGUUGCAGUGUCUGAGCGUUAGUGCCAUUAGAAUCAACGCACCGAAAUAGAAGUAGGUACAAAGAGCAGAGUCACUUUUUAUAGCGUUCUCAUAAACUAUCACUCAACACUGAUAAUAAUUCACAGCUAUAACUUUUUAUAUACAAGUGUUACAUCACCUCUACAACCCACAGGGAAACUGUCAAAGUCUUAGUUAUGACUUUCUCACUGCCUGUUCAUAGUCGGUUUUGAAGAAAAAGAAAAAAAAAAGUUAAAAAAAAAUAGAGCAUCAAAAGCCUUAUGAAACUUAUGAACCUCGCCGAAGGCUGAGGGUAUGAAGGUGGGAGGAUCACAUAACACCCAUGAAAAUAAUUCACUUCCUUUUGUCUUAAUGCUGUAGUUUGUGCAAUAGUCUUAAGUGUUAAACCGCAAUGACGAGUAUUUGCCAAGAGCUCUUCUGAGAGUAAUGUGAAAAUUGUGCUUGUAAAUAACAGUAUGACUCCCGUGUUCCUGUCACUUAGGCCGUUCUGUGCGGCGGGAUUGUAAAAAUGUUUGACAUUUUUUCACGUCUUAGUCGCUUUAUGAAACGAUUUGACUAAAAACUUCCACAGGCACAUGAGGCUCCUCACUGUUACGAUACUGUAGAAUCUCUUCCUGUCCAAAUGAAAAAGUUGCAUGCAAUGUUUCACGAGUCGAACUGUACUGUCACCAUUUGGAAUUAACGUCUUUGUACCUUUUUUUUCUGGUUGAUACUGAGAUUGAUACUGACUCGAGGGAGGGAGGGGGGGGUCUUUUGUAAG